Molecule: messenger RNA, 2768 nt
Organism: Pecten maximus
Lineage: Eukaryota; Metazoa; Mollusca; Bivalvia; Pectinida; Pectinidae
Product: basic helix-loop-helix transcription factor scleraxis-like
Exons: 2
Coding region: 321-908 (195 amino acids)
Biological process (GO): developmental process; regulation of transcription by RNA polymerase II
Molecular function (GO): DNA-binding transcription factor activity, RNA polymerase II-specific; RNA polymerase II transcription regulatory region sequence-specific DNA binding; protein dimerization activity
Source: RefSeq, a predicted model, not a curated record
GCGUGACUGUUGGGUACUUUUGUAGAUGUACAGUCACAAUUGUGGCAUAGAUUACCCCGUCCGUUAGUGUUGGAGAGUGGGAGGGAACAAGAGGGGGAAUCGUUUCCAGGUUCAGGGUCUGACACACUGAAGACUAACCUGUUGUACUCAAGCAUAAGAGGAGGGCAGAUGGAAUGGUGAUUUAGAGAUCUACACACAAGUCGCUUUAUGAGGGACGUACGUUGAUUUCAGAAGUUUUCCUCAAUUUCUUUACCAUAUUCUUAAAUCGUAAAUUUCAUAACAUUGUGUCGUUGAGAAAGAGCACAACAGAAGUUUUAUAAAUGAGAAAGGCUAUGAAAGUAUCCAGUCAGUACUGUAGUAGCAAUAAGCAAAAAAGUGAAAACGAGGACAGCAUUCAUUACUCAGACGGCAGUGACAGCAUAGGAUCGACAGAGGAGUGUAUUACAACCGGAAAAGGGAACAAGAAGUCUACUAAUAAAAAGUGUCGGAUCGUAACUCCGGACGACGGGGAGUUGGAUCUAAACCAAACCGAUUUUUUAUUCGAAUCCCAACCGAAACAAAGGCUGGCGGCCAAUGCACGGGAGCGGGAUCGAACCCAUAGCGUCAACACGGCUUUCGUGACGCUUCGGACUUUGAUCCCGACGGAACCUGCUGACCGGAAGUUGUCCAAAAUUGAAACUUUGAGAUUAGCGACGAGCUACAUCGCUCACCUGAACACUGUAUUAAUGGUGGGGUCUGAGUGUAUUGACCAACCUUGUGUAAAACACCAAGCGAUGUUACGUGGGGGACUGGACAAUAUACCUAAACCCGUAUGUACUUUCUGUCUCAGCGCGUCCAGGACUCGAACGAUGAAACCCGAGAGUUGUAUGUACAAAGAUGUCCGACCUGGGAUGCAAGUCCGGAGAUGACGAUGUGAAACCCAACGGACAUUCAAUGAAUACAAUAAUAUGCAAACCGAACCAUGAUCCGGGUUUUUCGGUUACGGACAUCAUAAACAACGACAUCGACAAGAUUUGAGCAAGUCUUUGAUCUACUUUAGUAUGUUAAUAUUUAACUCGGCAAAACUUAAAAUCUCUCUCAUUCUCACUAUAGUUAUCGGGAUCAACUAAAGAUAGGAAUAUUUAUAAUAAAGAUAAUAUAAAGAUCACGUUCUUUAUUAGUCACUGGCUUUAUGACAGAGUAAUGCUUAAGAGAUAUGGAGGAUAUCUCUCUCAAAUUAAUAUCAGGAUUCAACGGGCAAUUCUAAUAGUCAAACCGUCGGGACCUGGGUAGUAUAGAUGCAUAUGUAAGUUCAUGAUUAUGUGUGGGUUUUUUUUUUUUGUUUUUUUUAUAUGUUUCACUAGUUCAAUAUGAUUUCAUUCAUUUGCUGAAAGAAUAUCCACGUAGUUCAAUGCAAUAUACGUACGUGGGACCCAAACCAUGUCAUACAUAUAUAUAAUACUCUAGGAGAAAUAGAUACUAUCACUGGUAAAACAUUACUGCCGAGAUUGAUUUAAGAUUGUUUUGGUGACAAUACGUGCUGUUAGUGAGAAGAGCUACUUGCUCGACAACAGUAUGAUUUAAAGGAUACAUCGCAAUAACAUAUUUGACACGGACGAAGAACUUCAAUUGUGAGUGCUGAACAUACUUCAUAACUAUGUGCCUGUCUGUAUCGCUUUUCCUGGAGAGUCUUUGUGAAAGAAAAAAUAAUAAUUUUAGAAGUUACAGAUCAUCGAUCGGACGAUGAUUUGUGAUGGCGCCAUUAAGCAUGCGCACUCACCUGUCUGUGUGUCUAUAGUAACAACGAGGUGCGUCAAAAUCAAUGGUUUCGCUGAUAAAGUACUUGCAAUUUAUAAAGUUAUAACAGAAAUAAAUAUUCUACGAAAAGUAUGACCAGGCAACAGUUAUAAUAAUAUAUACUUGGUCAAAUAGACGCCAUUAUCGUGUUACUAUGUCAUUUUUAAUUUCACUCAUUUGUUGCCUAUUGAAGACGACUAAGAAAUUCAAGCUUCAUUCUGAGAAUGAUUUUAAUUUGGAAAAUAUUACUACUUCUAAUUAAUCAAAUUUCGAAUUCUGACUUGACAAUCUUGUGGUCCAUGUCAUCAAUAUUGGUGAAAAUUGAUUUUAAAUCCUGCUGGAUGUAUCAUAGCCGACAUCACAAUGUAGUCUCGUUCAGUCAGACGCUUGAUCACUUAGUAAUUAUGCUCGAAUAACAUGCACAGACAACAAGAGUUUGGUUGAACGUUUAAUAUAACUUUCUGGAUGAGAUUCAAUGGAUGCUAUCUUUAAAAUAGCCAGCGACUGAGAACUGUUCUGUGAGCUAUCGAAACUUGACUAAGGAAACAGAAGUUUUUGAAAGUACGCAAUCACAGUUUGCUAUUGCUGUUUGUGUUAAAGAUAAACAUAAUUCUGGAUAGUUUACUUGACAUACAAAAAUAAUAAAUAGGAAGAGUGUUUCCAUCACAUACACAUUUGUUGUAAUUUAAUUAAUUGUAAUGAUAUGAACCAUCUAGUUUAUCAAUUUAUAUGUAUUACAAUAGUUUCACGUACAAUGUAAUAGCUGUUUUGGGGUGGGUUUUUUUUUCAUUAUGGAAAGUAAGUUUCUCAGUUAUGUUGUAAGGGAAGUAACUCACAGAGCUACAUGUAUAGAUAUUAAGACGUAAUGAUAUUGGAUUUUUAACUUCAUGAAAGUUUGUCUGCUAAAAUUUACAUUAUUGUGUUGAAUAUUUCAUACCAUGACAGAGGUUUAUUUAAGUAAUGACCGAUAGAAUAAAUUGAUUGUGAAUGAA